Molecule: messenger RNA, 3427 nt
Organism: Dreissena polymorpha
Lineage: Eukaryota; Metazoa; Mollusca; Bivalvia; Myida; Dreissenidae
Exons: 3
Coding region: 709-2037 (442 amino acids)
Source: RefSeq, a predicted model, not a curated record
CUGAAACCUAGUUUCUUGGGAUUAUGCGUCGAACCGCUUGCCAAAAAGGUCGACAAAUCAACCAUUCUAUACAUAAAUGGUGACGUCACUAUGUUAUUGUCAGAAAGACCGGUGUGUACACAAUGGCAAAUCAACUAUCGUUGUAAACAUCACGAGAGAUGUAGCAUGCUAUGCGUCAUUGCGGAUGUGCGACGCCCUCGGCUAUCCAACAUUAUGGAUUGUUUAAGUUAAUUGAAAACGGCUUAUAAUGUAUAUCGGAGCAGAAUGAUUCAGUGACUUUUAAUAAAAUCGUGUGAUAUUUAGUUUUAUAUCGAACAACGUAACGUUUACAUCUGACGAUGACCACAUUUACUAUACAUUCAACAAAUUGAAAACAAAGAGGCAGUCGUGCGGGAUGCGACAGCAAGAGGGAAACAUGACAUAGAAUCGGUCGUAAUGGAUGAUAAAGACACUUUAAUAAUAUCAAACACAGAGACAGGUGUGCAAGAACUCUCAGAACAGACAGCAAGAGAGAAAAAGGACAUAGAAUCGGUCGUUAUGGACGGCAAAAACACACUUUAAUAUCAACCACAGAUACAGGUGUGCGAAAAAUGUCAAAAUAAACAGCAAGCGUGAAACAAUGACACUUUAAUAUCAAACACAAUUGAAGGUAUGCGGGAACCGACAGAAUAGACAGCAAGAGGGAAACAUGACAUACAAUCGGUCGUAAUGGACGGCAAUGACACUUUAAUAUCAGUCACAGGUGAAGGUGCGAGGGAACUGACAACACAAACAGCAAGAGGGAAACAUGACAUACAAUCGGUCGUAAUGGACGGCAAUGAUACUUUAACAUCAACAACAGGUGAAGGCGUGCGGGAACUGACAACACAGACAGCAAGAGGGAAACAUCACAUAGAAUCGGUCAUAAUGGACGGCAAUGCCACUUUAAUAUCAAACACAGGAGAAGGUGUGCGGGAACUGACAACACAGACAGAAAGAGGGAAACAUGACGUAGAAUCGAUCGUAAUGGACGGCAACGAUACUUUAAUAUCAAACACAGGUGAAUGUGAGUGGGAACUGACAGCACAUACAGCAAGAGAGAAAUUUGACAUAGAAUCGGUCGUAAUGGACGGCAAUAACACUUUAAUAUCAACCACAAUUGAAUGUGUUCGGAAACUGACGGCACAGACAGCAAGAGUGAAACAUGACAUAGAAUCGGUCGUAAUGGACGGCAAGGCUACUUUAAUAUCACACACAGGUGAAGGUGUGCGGGAACUGACAACACAGACAGCAAGAGGGAAACAUCACAUAGAAUCGGUCGUAAUGGACGGUAAUGACACUUUAAUAUCAACCACAGUGGAGGGCGUGCGGGAACUUAGAGCACAGACAUUUAUAGGUAGAUGUGUCAUACAAUCGGAUUUAAAGGCAUGUAAAGAGGAAAUGUUGGCUCAAGCGGACAUUGAAAAAAGGAAAAUCAGAGAUUUGAAAGCAAAUGAUGACGAGUUUGAGUAUUUGAAAGGAAAAGAAAUGUUGCAAUAUAUGAUGGUGAAUUAUUACGACAAGACACUAAGUUACGUUCCAACCUCAGCAUUGAAUAACUGGGUCCAAGCUAGGGUAGUUGACAUUUACAUGCCACCAAAUUUGAGCCUGAUGGUGAAAGACAAAGACAGUGGAAUCUUCAAGAAAACGGCUACAUCAAUUCAUCAAUACAGCAAUAUGUUUUUGAACGAUGGUAAAUACAACCGAAACAUUUUCAUUCAAGGCGAGGCAGGUUCUGGUAAAUCCACAUUUCUCGCCAAAUUAGUUAUGGACUGGAUACAAACAACAAAUUCAGUCAAAUGGAUCGAGAUGGAUUACUCAAACACUGCCGAUGCCGAUACACGAGUGAUAUCCGCUAAUUUCUUUAAAGAUGUAACGACCCUGAAAGAAUACACGUUCGUCUUCCAUGUCACUUUACGGGAUUCAGUUAACGAGUUUAUAAUUUUACAGAUGAUUAAAGAACAAAUAAUUGACCAAAUAUGGAGCGAUAAGAAAGAUUAUGUACAAACUACUCAAUGAGAUCAUGAAACGUGAAUGCUGCUUGAUAUUACUGGAUGGUCUAGAUGAGUGGACCGACAAUGCAGGCCAUAUCCUGCCGGCAUUGGCUGUAUCUCACAGCCAGUGUGAUGUGUUAAUUACAACUCGACCUUGGAAAGUGUCAGAAACGGAAAUCCCAGACCAGAAGAUUAGCUCGCUGUUGCAACUGGAAGGAGUAAACGAGCCUUUUGAGAUAAGCAGAAGACUGCUGGGUUGUAGGGAUGAUUGUAAAGAUAGUAAGGAUUUGGACAAAAAGCAAUCUGAAUUUAAAUCGUACAUAUUGAAGAACGACUUGAGAAAGUUUCUAAUUUCGCCAAUGCUAUUACAGUUGAUAUUGCAGUCAUGGGUUAAAGGGAUUGAAAUGAACGGCUCCACGUGUGAAAUAUACAGCCUCUUCCUGGAAAGUCUUCUUAAGAAGGCAAACAAGAAGAAAAGAAAAUUUCAAUCGCCACCCUUCAAAUGCUUCAAAGACACUGAACACAUACAGCCCAAUAUUGAAAUUGUGGAUCGUCUUGCUGAGGCGGCAUUCCAUUUGUUGUUUUCAAAUACCAGAGAAAGCUCACUAGUGUUUAGCUCUACAGAUUUGGAGCGAUUUGAAUUAGAUGAAGGAGAACGAAAGGAGUUUGCAUUAAAAUCCGGUAUUUUAUCGGCAACACGAAAGGCGUCUGCAUUGCGAUCAUCAUCUUCAUUUUCCUUCAUUCAUAAGAGCAUACAGGAAUUCCUCACUGCUUAUUAUAUCGCCUGCAAUAACCAUCUGAUUGAUACUUGGUUCAUCGUUUCCGGUUAUCUCAACCGUUACAAGGAUGCAUAUAUGGACAUUUCACAGAUGUUCAUAUUCCUUUGUGGACUGGAAAUAUCAGCUGCGAAUAAGCUAUCUAGCUUGAUGAAUGAAUGCGAUCUUCAUUCGCGUAAUCAUAAGUUUCCAAACAUCAUACUGUCAGGAUACAGAGAAACUGUUGCGAAUAAGCAUUCUGACGUUAACCUCCAACUCAGUAACUUUAGUUUCCAAAUACAUGUCAAUGAAAUAAGAGACCUCUACAACAUCUGGAUAAAAAACACGUCAAAUAUUAUGUCUUUGGAACUUUUCAUACAUGAGAGAGGUAUUCAGAGUUCCCCUGAAACAGGCGAGUCUGCAUCCCAUUAUGAGUUUGAUCUAUCAUCGUGUAGCAAGCUCAAAAAGUUAACACUAUGGAGCAAAAAAAUAUGUCUAAAAGGUAAAUAUUCAAUAAUAUAUUUGUAUAGCAUAUGUUUUCGUUGUGUACAGUUCGCAAAUUAAGUAUUAUUUACAGUCUGGUAAAAUGGUUAUGAUUAAAAUGUAUUACCUUAUUAAAUACUAUUUCAUACAGUAAAAAGAAGAAUAAGAUAUAAAAAC